Meloidogyne enterolobii is the source of this 1199-nucleotide messenger RNA. Lineage: Eukaryota; Metazoa; Nematoda; Chromadorea; Rhabditida; Meloidogynidae. The record is from the annotation of a GenBank genome assembly.
UAAAUCAAAGGAAAAUCUGUGGAUAAGCUUCUUUAAAAAUAUUUUCGACCUCUUACAUGCUGAUCUAAAUUUUUAUUUUUCUGAAAACUCUUUAAAUUUUCUAUUUGAAACCUAUAACAGGAUUAGGUACAUAAUAGUUUGUUUCGUCCUCCCCACUUUUUACAAGAAUUUUUGUAAAUUUUUCGAACCUCCCCUUAUUUCGAAAUUGGGAGUGAUGGUCUUAUACUUUCUUGACACACUACAUAUAUGAGGAAUUGUCGCUUUCAAAUCGUUUUAAUUAAAUGCCAAUUGUCGCGGCUUCAAAUUUUGUUUGUUUUUGUCUCUGCACAAAUUGUGAACACCUCAAUAGGGAUGUUCACAAUUGUCACGUCUUUUUAUUUUAAUUAUUUUUUUAUUUAUCUUUUUAUUUUAAAAAUUAUCAAAUUAAUUUCUUUGUUAAUUUUCCUUUUAAAAAAUUUAUUCAAAAUAAAUUAUUUCUUCUUUUUUUAUUUAAUUAACAAAUAAACGUUCAUUUUUCCAUUUGUUAAAAUAAAUAUUUUUUUGGAGGGAGGGAGGGACGCUUCUGGUUUUGACUAAAAAAAUAAAAACUUAAUUUUCUGCCCUUUAUCUAGAAUUAUAUGUAUUUUCCCCUUAUUCCUCCUUCUUUUUAUCCCUAAAUUCUUCUUUUGGGAGGGUAAUUACGGCGCGGACAUUUUGGCGUUUUUUGAAUAUUAUUUUAAUCAAUUUCCCUAUCCGGCCCUUAUUUUAUUUGUUCUCCUUUCUUCCUUUAUUUAUUUAAAAGUCUAUAUGUCGAGAGUCAACGUUUUCAGUAAUUAAGUACCAAUGCCAAUUCUGGGUGUUUGUACUCUAGAUACUACAUACUAUUUCCAAAUGAUUCCCAAAAAAACUUUAUGGGAAUAGAGAGCCAUAUUCACCCAAAGGUAAAAUACCUAACUAUAGUAGGUGCUUAAAGCAAAUUUGGCCUGAUAGAUUCUGGUGGUACCUAUCGCCAUUUAAUCUAAUUGGCGUUCUUUGACCCAAUGUUUACUUUAUCGGAGAAAGAAAAAAGAAAACAUAAAAAUGAGGGCCGGUAACAAGAUAGUACCAACAAUUCUUUAAUCACCUCCCUCCACUUAUUUCUUCCCCAGGUCUCUUAUAUAGAGAGUUCAUUAUAUAGAGUUGUUAAUUUCCAAGCUUUUUUAGUCCAAACAUUUAUUCUU